This is a messenger RNA of Helianthus annuus (common sunflower), 2095 nucleotides long. RefSeq names its product protein RFT1 homolog. The coding region runs from base 114 to 1712 and encodes 532 amino acids. The transcript is spliced from 15 exons. The record is from RefSeq and is a predicted model, not a curated record. Gene Ontology annotation, biological process: glycolipid translocation; dolichol-linked oligosaccharide biosynthetic process. Lineage: Eukaryota; Viridiplantae; Streptophyta; Magnoliopsida; Asterales; Asteraceae. Gene Ontology annotation, cellular component: endoplasmic reticulum membrane.
AAACUAAUGUUCUGUAACAUGAAAAAAAUUACGACCUUGACUUCCAUGAGGAGCCUGAGUUUCGUUGAACUAGUUAGACUAGGGUUUACCAUUCAUCUAAUUUGCAGUUGAAAAUGGCGGAUGCUUCUUCUUCUUCUUCUUCUUCCAACGAUCAUCGGUCAGUUGGAGAUCCUGCUGCUAAUCUUCCUCGCACAUUCAAGUAUCUAUUAGCCACACAGUUUUUGUCCCGUGGAAUCCCUUUCAUCUUCAAUUCAUGGAUUGUCAGACAUUUAACCCAGGAAGAUUACGCUCUGUAUGCUGUGCAGUUUCAUCUAUUCGUCACUUGUGUCUUGUUCCUUAGCCGAGAGGGUUUCAGGAGAGCAUGCAUGAGGGCAGACAUUAGAGGCAAAGGUGCUUUAACCAGUGAAAAUGCAGCACAGCUUUUGAAAUUAGCAUGGAUAACUCUCCCCUGGGGAGUGUUUAUUACAAUAGUUGGAUGUGUAUUUGUCUUUUGGACGCAAGCUUUAAGUUUCUCAAACUCAUAUGGGCAAGCCAUUCUAAUUAAUGCAUUUGCUUGUGUUUUGGAGCUUAUGGCAGAACCCUUCUAUAUACUUUCACAGAAUUUGCUUCUUCUUAAACUUCGAUUGAUGGUUGAAACGGUGGCAACUCUUCUGCGAUGCAUAACAGUUUACAUCUUUAUUGUCAUGCAAAUUGACACUGAGAGAGCUAUUGUAUUUGCAUUGUCUCAGACUGCAUAUGGAGCUUGCAUUUUCUUGUGCUAUUGGGGUUAUUUUCUGCUUGUGCAUGAGUAUACAAUUUAUGUUCUCUUUCCUUUCAGGGUAGGAAACUAUGAUAAACAGCUCUCAAAAAUGUGUACAUUAUUCACCCUCCAGUCAUUCCAGAAAUUGAUUCUUCAAGAAGGAGAAAAGAUGGUCCUUGUGUGGUUUGAUACACCAUAUAACCAAGCUGUAUACGGCCUCGUAGACAAACUAGGUAGCUUAGUUGUGAGGUUGGUGUUGCUUCCUUUUGAAGAAAGUUCGUAUUCAACAUUUGCAAGGUCUGCAUCAGGAGAAGACAUGCAGAAGAAAAGGAAAUUACAGACUUCUCUAAGAGAUGCUCUGAAGCUUGUUAUGUUAGUUGGAUUGGUGUUCAUGGCAUUUGGCCCCAGCUAUUCUUAUACUCUUAUAAGAUUGUUAUAUGGUCGCAAAUGGAGUGAUGGAGAAGCCUCUGCAGCUCUAAAAUAUUACUGUUUGUAUGUCGUCGUUCUAGCUAUGAAUGGAACAUCUGAAGCUUUCUUGCAUGCAGUAGCGACCGAGGAUCAACUCAAGCGUUCAAACAAUUUCCUGGUUUUGUUUUCAUCUAUUUAUGUUAUCCUCAACAUUCUGCUCAUUCGGUCAGCUGGUGCAAUUGGAUUGAUUUUCGCAAAUGCUCUGAAUAUGGUUUUCCGUAUAAUUUACUCUGCCACAUUUAUCAGACGUUACUUUCAGCAGGAUUCUUCUUCGUCUUUUUCUUUCCACAGCUGUUUACCUGGUGGUUGGACGAUUCUGUUGUUUUCAAGUGCAGCCACUCUUAUUUCCGAGAAAGUAUUUCUGGACCGUGAUAACUUUUUGCCAACAUCUUGCAUUCACUUUUUUAUUGGGUUCACUUGCUUCUGCAUUGCAUCAUUUGUAAUUUACCGGAGGGAGAGAUCUUUCAUCAACAAAGUUGUCCGCUUCCGUGAACAUUCUGACUGAAACAAAAAGUUUUGAAGGUAUCUGGCUGGCAUGAAAAAAAAAACCGUUGCGGCACAAUAUUGAAUCUACUUUAUUUCAGGUAUCAAGAAGAAUCUAACAUCAGUCUUUUUGUUAGUCAUGUUCAUGUAGAGAAAUGCUCCAGGAUACCCUUGAAUGACUUGCAAACCAUGAGUAUAAAGUUUUAUAAAAUUUCAAUUGAUUGAUUAGCUUUAUAACCAAUGUUAGUGCUAUAAUAUUGCUUUUAAACUACGUAAUGAAUUUGAUUUAAGACUUAUGUAAUAAGAAGCAGUAUCUGCACACCAUUUUGUUGGAGCAGUUAGCCGCUCUGACUCCGUUUUUCUGUCCUUUUUAAUAUUUAAUAGUGAUAAUCUUUGCAUAUACAA